AUGCUGAUCGAGGAAGCCAACAUUGUCAGGCAAAGAGUUGCCAACCUUAUUGGAGAUUCAAAACUAGAAAGGAAGUUCCUCGUUCCGAACGCUAAGGUUGCAUCUUUGUAUUGUUUGCCAAAAAUCCACAAAAAUCCCAUAGCCAUGCGACCCAUUUCCUCCAAUAUUUGUACACCCACGGAAAAAAUGGCAGCUUGGUUGGUAGAGGAAAUGAAGAAGUACCCGGUGAAUCACGGAAAAAGUGUAAAAAACUCGAUUGAGCUAGUGGAACACCUAAAAGGAUUCAAAGUGCGUCGAGGCGAAAUUCUGGUUUCAUUUGACGUCUCCGCACUUUUCCCCAGCGUCCCCACUUCCGAUGCUCUCGACAGCCUACGAAGACAUUUAGAACGCCGCCGAGUACCCCCCAAUCAGAUCGAAGCAUACAUUGCCGUCGCUGAAGUUUGCAUGAAACAAAACUAUUUCAUGUUUCGGGGUAAGUUUUAUAAACAGACCUUUGGCCUCAGUAUGGGUAGCAAACUCUCCCCCCUUCUGGCCGAAGUAUUCAUGGGAGAUUUUGAAACGGAUCUGGAGAAAAAAGAAAAACUCUUCCCCCGUGUUUGGUGGCGCUACGUAGAUGAUAUUUUUGCAUCCGUAAAAGAACGCUAUCUCCCACAGACACUCGAGCUCCUCAAUAAUCAGCACAGCUCGAUCAAGUUUACGGUUGAAAAAGAAGUUGAGGGAAAACUCCCUUUUCUAGAUUUGCUGAUUCAAAGAAAAGAGGAUAAUACCUUGAAAUUUGGAAUUUACCGUAAACCAACCUCAACUGAUAGAUACAUCACGGUCGACUCGAAUCAUUUUGGGGCUCAAAAACAAGCCGCCUUCCACUCUAUGGCACACCGGUUGUAUCAUAUUCCGAUGGAGAAGACCGAGUUUGAAGAGGAAAAGCAGAAAAUAUACGAAGCCGGGAUUGUGAACGGAUAUGACUAUGAUUUUGUUCGAAAAAUCCUUCGCAAACACGCCCGAAAAAAGCAUAGAAGUGAUAACUACCUUCAGACCGGAAAAAGAAGAAUCUUACAGAGUUAG
Molecule: messenger RNA, 1062 nt
Organism: Uranotaenia lowii
Lineage: Eukaryota; Metazoa; Arthropoda; Insecta; Diptera; Culicidae
Exons: 1
Coding region: 1-1062 (353 amino acids)
Source: RefSeq, a predicted model, not a curated record